Molecule: messenger RNA, 2761 nt
Organism: Neolamprologus brichardi
Lineage: Eukaryota; Metazoa; Chordata; Actinopteri; Cichliformes; Cichlidae
Gene: slc39a4
Product: solute carrier family 39 member 4
Biological process (GO): zinc ion import across plasma membrane; intracellular monoatomic cation homeostasis
Cellular component (GO): plasma membrane
Molecular function (GO): zinc ion transmembrane transporter activity; monoatomic cation:bicarbonate symporter activity
Source: RefSeq, a predicted model, not a curated record
AUACCUUGAGACUGUUUGAGCCUCUGUCACACUAUUUCUGCACUUUUUUUUUUACACUUUUAGUCUUUGCAAAACUUUUUUUUUCUUCAAAGACAGUUUUAAGAUGAUUUCCUCUUCGCCGUUUCUUCUGCUUCUCCUCUCAGGGUGGGGUUUGCUCGGUUUUGUCUCGGGUUCCCCCGCUGUGGAGGAAGCUUACAAGGCUGUGGUGAGCAUCGUGUCUCCAGGACACCAGUAUCUGACCGGGGAAUCCCUUCACUCCCUCUUUAAUACACUGGAGCACCGUGUGCACUGCGGCGAAGUGCCGUGUGAAAAGUGUGAUCUUGCAGAUGCCGUUCAUCAGCUCAUAAGCAAUCCCGACAUCCAAAAUGAGGAAGAAACUAGAGGAAGCCGUGUAAAUGUGGCUGUCACUGUAUCUCAGUUCACAGCUCUUGCCUCCAGCUCCGUCCUUUACCUUUCUUCUCCUGACCUGGUCUGCACAGCGAUAAAAACAGGAACAUGGGGAAAAGAGACUGAAAAUUUCCUGCACAAAUUCACACAUAAUGAUCCCCAUGAACACAACAGUGAGGCAAACCAUGACCAUGAACACAUAGACGUCCAUGGAUUAGAAGGUGUCAUUCAAGAGCUUCACAGCCACUACGAGCCCACAGAAAGUGAGAACUGUACAAGCGCUAGUGGCAUCAUGGCACAGGUCAACGCAUCAUCAGGAGACCAGAAACAGGAAGUGGGUGCGGUUUUGGGAUAUGUGCUGUAUCACGCCCUGCAAGGUCACUGCUUCACUGAUCAGUCCCUGCCUGAUGAGAGCUUCUUCGUGAACUACAUCAUGGAGCAGCUCAGCUCAGAAAAUUUCACUAUCCUGGACCUAAAGGCUCUCAUGAAAAGCCUGAAUAUCGGACCUAGCUCGGAGGAAGACCAUGGACAUGAGCACACAGCAGAUGAACACGCCGACCAUGAUGACAAUGUCCAGAGAUGGAGGAAGAGAAGCAGUGACAGUGUUGAGGGACGUGAAAGUAAUAACACUUGGGAACAGCGUUGUUUCUCAGCUGAAGAACUGGUCCAGAUCUACGGCCUGGCAGAGAUUAGCUCUGCGUCCUCUGGUCUGGGUCGGCCUGGCGUGGUUCAGCUCAGCCCUGCGCUUGUCCAGCAGAUCCUGAGCGGAGCCUGUGCAGAUAUUACAGAUCCAGAAAAACCUGAUGGGCUCUCCAAGGCUGAGAGAUACCUCUAUGCAACCAUCGCCAAUUUGCUGAUAACAGUGAUAUCCAUGUUUGGCAUUGUGGUGUUGCUGUGUGCCGCCUGUACCAGUGUUUUCCAGAUGUGCAUCCAGUUUUGCAUCAGCCUGGCAGUCGGUUCACUGACUGGAGAUGCCCUAUUGCACCUGAUGCCAACAUUUCUGGGUUUGCACGUGCACUCAGACAACGGUGGCAGCAGCGAAGAUUCAAGUCACAGUCAUGGGGAAGAAACUCCGGACUACAUAUACAAGAUGCUGGUACUGAUUGCAGGGAUCUACUGCUUUUACCUGAUGGAAGUUUCCUUCUCUCUGAUCACAUAUGGUGAUAAGCAUCACGACCAUAAACAUCACCAUGGGGAGGAAUCUGAGCCUCACCACUGUGACCAUGGGAGAGUUUUAGAGAUGUAUCAACAGGAACAGAAACAAAAAGACACAAAGUCACACUCCAUAUCCAAAGAAGACCUGGUUAGCUGUGAGGACAAUGAGAAACCGCUUCCAGAGCCAAAAGAGCGCACCAGAGAGCAGCGUCUGCUGCCUUAUAUGAUUACGAUCGGUGACACAAUCCACAACUUUGCAGACGGAUUAGCGCUAGGUGCAGCUUUCGCCCUGUCCUGGAAGUCUGGUCUGGCCACGUCACUGGCUGUACUCUGCCAUGAGUUACCACAUGAGCUCGGUGACUUUGCCAUUUUGCUCAACUGUGGCCUGUCUGUGCGCAAGGCCUUAGCUCUAAACAUCGCCAGCACCUUGACCUCGUUCAUCGGCAUGUACGUCGCUCUGUCUGUAGCCACUGACCUCGCUACCAAGCAGUGGAUAGGUGCCAUUACUGCAGGGCUCUUUCUAUACGUGGGACUCGCUGAUAUGCUGCCCACCAUGAUCCAUACCAGCAACAAGAAACCCUGGCUGACAUUUCUGCUGCAGAAUGUCGGCCUUUUGGCAGGGUGGGGUAUUUUGUUGUUGUUGUCUCUUUAUGAAGAGAAGAUAAGUUUUUAAUGCACAGUCUGGCAAGUGAACGGUCUCUCUGAGAGCUUAUGAGAGUUUAUGAAUGUUGCUGACAGGUUGCUGUAAGACCUAGUUUCUACUUGAUUUCUUAAGGACUUCCUAAUGAAGACACUGUGUACCAGACACACAAAACCCACUUGUGCAGUCUGCCAAGGUGAAGAGUGUCUCUGCAAACCUUUUUUUUCAGCAUAUUUCUUUUCUGUGCGAGGUAUUAGAAAAGAGAGCAGGUUUCAAUAUUGAAGAUCACAAGAAAUGUAGUACCACAGAUAACCCAGAGACCACAAUAACCCAUUAAAUUAUUUGAGCGUGUUUAUUUAAAAGUUCCUUUUAUUUGUUGCACUGAUAACGUUUCACUGACAGCAAAUACCAGAAUGUGCUGCUCUGCUGUAUUAGAUAGAUUUGUCCAAAAAUACCACUUACACACUUGAAAUGUAAACCAAAGGGAAAUGUAACAUUCAAGCAAACAUGUCUUUUUCUAAUUCUAGAUAAAAAAUAAUAAUAUAAUUAUCUGGAUUUUUUUUUUUUCAUAAAAAUAAG